This is a messenger RNA of Prunus armeniaca (apricot), 516 nucleotides long. Lineage: Eukaryota; Viridiplantae; Streptophyta; Magnoliopsida; Rosales; Rosaceae. The record is from the annotation of a GenBank genome assembly.
AUGGAGCACAAGCAAUCUGAGGUUGUGCUCUUUGGGACAUGGGCUAGUUCUUUCAGUGGUAGAGUCAAGAUAGCCCUGAAACUUAAGGGCAUCCAGUAUGAGUAUGUUGAGGAAGAUUUAGUAAACAAGAGCCAAAUGCUGCUCAGCUACAAUCCUGUCCACAAACAGAUCAUACCAGGAAUAUACAGUAUUAUAUGGUCCAAAGGGAAAGAUAGAGAGAAGGCCAUUGAAGACUUGAGCGAAUUGGUUAAGGUCUUUGAAGAAGGGAUGAAGAGGGAUUUUGAAGAGGAUCCCCCCUUCUUCAUUGAUGGUUCCUUGAGCUUUCUGGGUAUUGUGGUGAGCUCAUAUGCUUGCACCUAUGAGGCUUUUCAUGAGGCUGUCACUACCGUUCUUAUACCCGAAAAGAACCCUGCAUUCUUUUCAUGGGUGCACGAUCUCAAAGGCCAUCCUCUGAUAAAGGAGACUCUCCCACAUCAUGACAAACUGGUCACCAGGCUGAAGCAUCUUCAAGCUUGA